This is a messenger RNA of Staurois parvus, 401 nucleotides long. The record is from the annotation of a GenBank genome assembly. NCBI's taxonomy places the organism in Eukaryota, Metazoa, Chordata, Amphibia, Anura, Ranidae.
CACUGAUGAUCAGUGUGCCCUGAUGAUCUGUGUAGCCCCAGCAGUGCCACCUGUCAGUGUCCAUCACUGCCAGCUGUCAGUGCUCAUCCAUGCCACCUGCCAGUGCCACAUCAAUGCCACAUAGUGCCCAUCUGAGCUGCCUUUCAGUUGCACCAUCAUCAGUGCCGCCUAUCAGUGCCAGUCAGUGCCGCCUAUCAGUGCCAUAUAUGAGAGCUGCCUUUCAGUGCCCAUCAGUGAUGUCUGUCAAUGCCCAUCAGUGCCACCUACCAGUGCCUCCUCGUCAGUUCCCAUCAGUGCCACCUAUCAGUGUCCAUCAGUGCAGCCUAUCAGUGCCCAUCACUGCAGCUUCAUUAGCGCACAUCAGUGAAGGAGAAAAAUCACUUCUUUACAAAAUUUUAUUA